Molecule: messenger RNA, 2169 nt
Organism: Coffea eugenioides
Lineage: Eukaryota; Viridiplantae; Streptophyta; Magnoliopsida; Gentianales; Rubiaceae
Product: zinc finger CCHC domain-containing protein 7-like
Exons: 8
Coding region: 122-1609 (495 amino acids)
Molecular function (GO): zinc ion binding; nucleic acid binding
Source: RefSeq, a predicted model, not a curated record
UAAUCGUAAAUUCAAACGACGAUCGUUUCAAUCAGGGCUAUUGGAAAAUCCCUAAAUCUUUGAGAAAUCCCCAAAAAUUUCCAUCACGUUAUUGGCUUAAUUUUCGAAAUUCUUGUCUAAAAUGGGCAAAAGAGAGAAGAAGUUGAAGACUACAAAUCUAAGAAAUCGAUCAGAAGAAGACGAAGAAGGAACGACGCCGCCCCAAACUAUAAUUCUCGACAGCGAUGACGAUGAGGAUACUGAAGCCAACGAGGAUCUCAGCUUGAAAAUUGUUGAGAAAGCAAUGUCACGUAAGUGUAAUAAAUCUGAUUCCGACGCCGUUGCCGGAGACGUCAUCGUUUUGGACGACGAUGAGGUAGUUAUGAAUUUUAAGGAUGAUAUGAGUAAGAAAAAGGAGAAAAAGAGGAAGAAGAGUAAGAAGGUUGAAGCUAAAAUUGAUUCUGUAUCAAGUGAAAAAGAUGCUACUUUCGAGAAUUUUUGCAGCGAUUUGUUUCUGGUUGAUGAUGUGAAGGAAGAAGAGAAGGGAGAGAGUGUAAAAGCUGCAGAGCUUGGGGAUAAAGCUGUUAAAACAAAUCCUGUUGAGGUCUCAGAUAAUGCUGUGCUGCGAAAGCUUCUUCGGGGCCCUAGAUAUUUUGACCCUCCAGAUAGCAGUUGGGGUACAUGCUAUAAUUGCGGUGAAGAAGGUCAUACGACUGUCAACUGUACCUCAGCUAAGCGCAGGAAGCCUUGCUUUGUUUGUGGAAGUCUAGAACAUAAUGCUAAGCAAUGCUCAAAGGGGCAAGAUUGUUUUAUCUGCAAAAAGGGAGGUCAUCGUGCAAAAGAUUGUCCAGAAAAGAGCAGCGGGGCAUCUGAAAACUAUAAGAUGUGUUUAAAAUGUGGUAAUUCUGGCCACGAUUUGUUUUCAUGCUGGAACAGUUAUUGCCCUGAUGACCUAAAGGAAAUUCAGUGUUACGUUUGUGGGAGUUUUGGCCAUCUUUGCUGUGUAAAUUAUACUGACGCCAGUCCGAGAGAAAUUUCUUGUUACAGAUGUGGUUUUUCUGGUCAUACUGGUUUGGCUUGCACAGGUUCACAGGGAGAGACAAGUGGCUCAGCACCACGUAGAUCAUGCUACCGAUGUGGUGAAGAAGGACAUUUUGCACGUGAAUGCACUAGCUCAUCCAAGGGUGGCAAAAGGAAUCGUGAGUUAUCAACCCCCAAACAAAGAAUUUCCAAGGAACGUAGGAGUCGUAUUGAGGUUAGAUCUGCUCCUAAUGAUAUUGGCAAGGCACGUGAAAAGAAGAAAUCUAAACGUGAUCACGGAGUCAUGUCGGCUUCUAAAUCAAAACCAAAGCAUGGUUGGAUCACUGAAGAUCCUGGAGACUUUCUUGGUAGUAAACCCAAAGUAGCUGGUUGGAAAUCUCCUGCAACCCCCAAGUAUAAGAGAAUUAAUGUUUCUAAUCAUUAUGCUGCUAGUAAUGCAUCAACUUCUUAUUCUUCUGCAAAAGCUUAUAGGUUGAACUAUAGAAAUUCAGCUUCGCCUGGGUCAGCAAACUUUUAUCAGCCCAGAUUUUUGGCGUCACGGUUUGACAAUAGCAGUAGCGGUGGGAUGAGAAGAAAUUAUGAUAGGUAGGAGAAUACCUUUAUGAGCUGUGCUCUAUGUUAAAGUCACGCACUUUGUUGGAUGACUCCCUGGCUAUUGAACCGGGCUGCUGAAUCCUUUGAUAAUGUUUAUGAGCAACAUAUACCUUUGGCUUUUCGGUCUGGAGUCUGGUUAGGGCAGGAUAGGUGGAUUGCUGAAGUUUGUAAUUGUUUGGGGUUGAUCAAUCAUCAAGAAUUACUGGGAUAGUAAAAAUGGUGGAGAAGUGAAAGCUGAGCUGCAGCACCGUAAUCGCAGAUGAUUUUAUUGGCAAAUUACUAAGAUACCGCAGAUUAUGUCAUUGGCAGUUCGUAAGAUACUUGAGAGAACAUUAUUGGCUGUUCGUAAGAUUAGCCCUUUCUUCUUCGAGUUCUAAUGUUUUGCCUUUCAGACGUAAAUAUCCUCUGAACGUAUAAUUCCAUGAAAUCUUAAUCAUGAGCAUUUUGAUGCUUUUCUCCUGUAGCCAUUCUGUUGUACUAGGUUCUUGUAACUUUGAUAUUUUAAGCCCUUUUUGGCUUAUUCAUGAAUCUUCUUUUUACUCAUUUCCUGCUCAA